Messenger RNA from Chenopodium quinoa (quinoa), 961 nucleotides. RefSeq lists its product as uncharacterized. The transcript has 2 exons. The coding region runs from base 256 to 699 and encodes 147 amino acids. Lineage: Eukaryota; Viridiplantae; Streptophyta; Magnoliopsida; Caryophyllales; Amaranthaceae. The record is from RefSeq and is a predicted model, not a curated record.
GAUCAAAUGUUGUACUACCUCCGUUACAGGUCUAAUCGUCGCACUUAACCUGUAACGGAGGUAGUAUGAAAACUUAUUGAAAUCAGUCUUAAGUCUCUCAAUAUAUAUGUGUAGGUACCGGAAUUUUGUCAAUUUUAUUGGAAUGUGCGUUUUCUUGGGGAAAAAAAAACAAAAAAAAAUCCCUUUCAUGAGUUGAUUAUCUCAUCUAAAGCUGCAUUCUUGUAAGACCACGACUACAAUUGGCGCAAAUCCGAAAUGCCAACAACUUCACACACUCUUUCUUACUCAUCAAUGAAUUCUACCCUCAAAUUCCAUUCAAUUCCCAGAAUUUAUCCUCCAUUUUUCAUACUAGAUUCCACUUGCUUAGUGACUAAUUCUCUGAAAUUUCCCACUGGAAAAACGAAGAACAAAUUCCGCCAAAAAAUCAGUUGUUGUUCCGAUAAACAAAUUAAAACCCUAAGAACUUGCAAAAAUUGCAAAACCCAGUUCGAUCCAUCUCUCAAUCACCCUCUUGCUUGCCGAUUUCACACUGCCCAUUUUGGAGGAGAGACAAAAAGGAAGUUUGAGAGCGUCUACACAGGAGGCACAAUGAACACCCCCAACUCUGGCCAAGUUUUGCAGUACUGGCAUUGUUGUGGAUCAGAAGACGCGUUUGACCCCGGAUGCACAUCAGCCCCACAUUCAUCUUAUGAUGAUUGAUAGUGCUGCAGCAAAUUUAAGAUUAUUUACUGAAUUAAGUUUUUGACCUUUGUAAAGGAGCUGGGUAAGAGCACAUUGUUGCACUUGUAGCGUUCAAUUGUCAAUAUUAAUGCAAGCAAUGGACAAAAUGUCUGGAAGAUAUUAGAAUAUCGAUCUUUGUCACUUACAAGCUUACAGCAUAGCAGAUGUCUCGAAUACUGUUGUAUAUAUUCAUUUGUUAGUCUAAAUGGCAUUCAAUUUGGACAAAAUUGUACAAGAUUUA